This is a messenger RNA of Durusdinium trenchii, 4567 nucleotides long. NCBI's taxonomy places the organism in Eukaryota, Dinophyceae, Suessiales, Symbiodiniaceae. The record is from the annotation of a GenBank genome assembly.
UGGAGAGCCGAACACUGCAGGCCAGCUGGACAUAGGUGAUGGUGGUGGUUAUGGUGCUUCGAUUAUUGUUCUAUUGCUGCUGUGUACGUGCAGCACGUGGCUAUUCAUCAGAUGGCAAAACGUGCCUUCCAGAUGCCGUUCCAGAAGAUGAGAGGCGCAACAUCACUUACAACGGCGUCUCCAUGCCGAUCGGAAUUGCUGUCGGCGACUGGACCUCCAGCCGUUUAGUGUCAGAGAUUUAUGCCAUUCUGGUGUCCGAUGUGCUUGGCUACCACUGGGUGCAGAAGCAUACCGGUAAUGGCCUUGCAUCGCUGCACUGGGUCUUGGGGUGCCCCCACGUGCCUGCGGCCAACUUCAGUGAAUGCUCGUUGACGACGCGCCAUCAUGCGGCAUUCGAGAUCUGGGGGCAUCAGUCGAAACUGCCCAAAUUCUUACAGCUUUUGGCUGAGAUGGGCGAAGAACACGCUGCAAGAUUUCUGGGCUCUGCAGGCUAUUGGGGUCGUGAGGGCCUUUUUGUGAUGGAGCAAGCGAGAGAGAAAUGCCAAGCUGGCAGCGGAUUGCAUUUGAACUACUACGGGAACUACAAUGCCACAUGGUUUGCACCUGAGAACUGCAGCGCCACGGUGGGCGACGUGAACUUCAGUUUGCUAAGCACUUGUGCAGAUUCUGUUAACAUCGGCUUUCCCGAUUCCGGGCAACAAUAUCUUGAUGCGACUGGAGAUGCUGAUGGUGUGGAACUUGUGGGCGGCAUCCCUAUGCUCAAAUGCUGGCAAGGGAAAUGGUGGAUAGCACCCGCGUGCCGAAGCAAUCCUUACAGGUGUGUGGCUUCAGUCACUGGAGGAAAUGGAUGGGGGACCUACUUUAUGUCGCAGCAGGCUGCUUUUCACAAUAUGCCCAUUGCAUUGGCCACAGCUUCAAGUUGGGACAACUAUGUGGACAUAAACAGCGAGUUGAAGUCUCACAUGUACUGGUAUACUCCAGAUGCCUCGUUCGCACUGUUGAAACCCAUGCUGGUGGAAUUCCCCUCCUACUCCGCUGCGGAGUACCGAGCUGCCAUCUACCGGACCAUGCCGGAGAGAGUCAGGCUUGAGAAGUGGGCUGCUGCAGGCUUUGAAGCAGCGGAUGAUAGAGCCUUUGGUUUGGCCAGAAACCUUCAGAUCUCCGACAGCGAUAUGAGCAAGUUGGUGGUGCUCCACCUUGAAUUGGCCAGUGGCGAAGACUUCACCAACACGUAUUUGAGUGCCUGCACCUGGCUUAAGGCCAACCCAGACGUUUGGGCCGAGUGGGUGCCAGAUCAGACGGUGUGCCCAGUCGGGAAGGGCAUCGUGAAUUUGCAUGGCGAAUUCGUCACGGAUAGGUCGACAGCCGUAGAUUGCACGACCUGCUCUGCAGGACGUGCGUCAGUGAAGGCCGGAGCAACACGUGUGUGCGCUUUAUGUGAACCUGGAUUCUUCCAGAACAUUUUGGGCUCUCCAGAAUGCAGCGUAUGCGAGCCUGGCAGCAUCUCCUCAAUCUUUGGUGCUCAUGGGUGCGAGUUGUGUAGCCUUGGGGAAUAUGUCAACUCCUCUGGCAAAACUGCUUGCACCCGAUGCGGUUCUGGGACAGGCCAAGAAGAGAUGUGGACCACAAGUCGUGAUGUGAUCUUGAACAAUGAGACGCAGGUGAUCCAGGUGCUGGGAGCAGACUCCGAAUCCUUUUGCGCGUGUCAAACGGGCAGUUUGUUGUGGAAUGGCCGAUGUAAGCUCUGCAUGGAAGGACUCACAUGCCCGGGCUCAAAUCGCUUUGCUAUUUUGCCUGGCUACUUCUCGGCCUCUGCCGCACCAGGCGAAGUCUUCAAGUGUCGUGACCGGCAAGUGUGCCCGGGUGGUAUGCCUGGCACAUGCGCAGACGGCCGCGAUGUAUCGAGCGCCUGUGUCAAGUGUCAGGAGGGAUUUGCCGACACAGAGACUGGAGCUUGCAGACUUUGUGAUGGAAUGGACUAUUCUGUCCUGUCCAUCAUCUUCUUGGGAGUGGUCAUGGGGGUCACUAUACUGCACUUCGCUCUCAUGCAGGACGACCGGAAACAACCCAGGUCGCUCAUGGUGGUGCUGUUGGGCUUUAUUCAGUUUGUGACGAUGGUCCAAAUGAUGGCGGUCUUGCGGCGCUUCGAGAUCAGCUGGCGCGAGCCCUUUGCCAGCGUGCUCCGCUUGAUCGAGGUGCUGAGCAUUGAUAUAGAUAUGAUCAACACAGACUGCUUGGGCCAGCCAAGUCCCGUCGUCAGCUUCCUCAUCCGAUGCUUAUUUAUCCCUAUGUUGAUGCUGGUGGCGCUGCUGGUGCACCUUUGCUAUUUGAUCAUCUCGCGGUCCAAGACCUUCAAGCUGGCCUAUUUGACGAGAACGAUGGGGAGCAUUAUGAUUGUCUUCUUCAUUAUCCUAUUCUCCAUGCUCUUGUCUCCUUUCCAGUGUGAAGAGCAUCCUAAUGGCUUAUGGACUGUCCGUCGAUACGGCAAUGUUUUUUGUGGUGGCCAAGGGGAACAACUGCAGAUGUCUUUGAUUGGAAUCUUGGCGUGUCUCAUGCCGCUGGCCUUCAUCUCGAUCUGCCUUUGGCUGGUGCUUGUGGAACUCCCUCGGCGUCUGGCCAGGUCAGAUGCGGCGUUCCUGAACUCUUGUUCCUUCCUGUUCAAGCGCUUCGCUCCUGGCGCCGAAGUUUUCUCAGUUGUCUUCCUUUUAAGGAAUUCCCUGCUGACCAUGUGUCCACUGAUCACCACCAAGUCCGGCCGCCUGGUUUCGAUGAGCAUCAUCCUCUAUGCCAGCAUUGCUAUGGUGGCCUUCUACAAACCAUGGCGCUUCAUGAUCAACAACGUUCUGGAUAUGAUUCUCAUGGUGGCGAUGCUGGUCAUCCUGGACAUGGGUGCAACGGCGAUCAGUGAAGAGGACCCGCAAACCACUGUGGUGGUCGUGAUGUUCUUCGUGCUCCUCAUGCUGGCGGCCGUCCUGUUCACCUUGCUGAGCGGCCUGUACCGAUUUGUGCGGCAGUUGCACCACAAGCACUUCCGUUUCUUCCUGUGUCACCAGAAGAAUGCGGCCGGCUCCAUGGCCCGCUUGCUCAAGAUGAAGCUGGAACAGUCUUUGCCAGGAACCAAGACCUUCAUUGAUUGCGAUGACCUCAACGAUUUGACCCGGCUCUUUAGCUAUGUGGGUCAGGACACAGAGACGUUCCUCAUCAUGGCCACUCCAGCAGUUUUGACUCGGAAGUGGUGUGUUGGUGAGAUGGUCACGGCCUGGCGGCACAACGUGAACACACUCAUCUUGGCGUGGCCGGACUUUGUGAAGCCUAACGACGAGUACAUCGAGAAGUAUGCCAACGUUGUGCCCGACAUUCAGGAGCUCACCAAGUUCGGCAUCAGUUUAAAGGAUGUGUUGGACACCUUCAGGUGGCUGAACAAAGUGGACACCACAGCUUUUCCAAAGCAUCUCACCUACGACAGUGUGAGCGUGAUGGUUUCCUCCUUGGCGAAGCUCUCGGUUUGGACCUAUACCUCCCAGGCCGCGGUGGAGACAGACUGCCCCAUCCUGGUGGACCCUGAGAACAGCGAAGCAAUGGCGUGCGCUAUGGUGCUGUCUACAAUGUUGAAAGCCCGUUUGUUGGGGACUCACGUGCAGACUCCUCACAUCCUUUCUCCAGGAAGCCAUGUGUCCAAGGGAACUGAGACUGCACUCCUUAUAUGCAGUGAGAACUGCUUCAAGUCCGAGCACAUUCAAUCCUGGCUCAUUCAAGCUUGCAAGAUUCCCAAGUGCUGCAUGGUGCCAAUCAUUGCAGAGGAUGCUUUCAUGAUCCCAUCGGCCUGUUUCUUCGACGAUCUCAACUCGAAGGUCCUGAACAAGGACGAGGUAAAGCUUUACGGCAUUGCCAUCCGAGCUCUUUUCCAAGAGAUCGCGGUCGUCUUCGUGCCUCAGAACUACAGUUCCACUCUUGAUGACUUGGAACUCAGAGCCAAGCAAACCGCACUUCGCCUUUCUGCCAAGAUGGCACCGUUGGCGGAUAAAGCGAGGAUCCUCGCGCAGACCAUGAUGACGGUCCCACAAAUAUUAAGCAACACAGCCUUGAGUGCGCUCUCGGAUGGGACACCUGAUAGUCUGUCCACACAUGAUGAAUCGGACCAUGGACCCCUGGAAUCCAAAAGCUUCUGAGCGAGGCGUUGAAUCACGAUGACGUUCAGCUGAUGUUGGUUUCGCCCUUGUGAGAUCGACUCUCACCCACACACCUUGCAACUGCAGUUCUGCAAAAGCCGCUUUAGUGACUCUGGUGCGAUGUGCCAUGUCGCAGCACAGAUCCGCAUUGGGGAGGUGGUGUUUGGAAUGCAUCGUCGCUGGCAAAAGAUUCUGUCAAGGGGAUACCAACCAUGUUGCUUUCCUGGGGGCCAUCGAUGAGUUCAAUGCGUGGAAAUUCAUGGCACUCGUCAACAGCUAGUAGGUGUGCGCUUGUGCCACCAUAUUUGCAUUUAUCACGCUUGCUCGUUGAAGCGAGCAAGGACAGCCACUCACCCUUUGAAAUUGCAUAGGGUUUGUGAUGCCACUGGAUGACGUCA